Rhopalosiphum maidis (corn leaf aphid) is the source of this 2754-nucleotide messenger RNA. Its product is annotated as polycystic kidney disease and receptor for egg jelly-related protein. The coding region runs from base 1 to 2754 and encodes 917 amino acids. Gene Ontology annotation, molecular function: protein binding. NCBI's taxonomy places the organism in Eukaryota, Metazoa, Arthropoda, Insecta, Hemiptera, Aphididae. The record is from RefSeq and is a predicted model, not a curated record. The transcript has 14 exons.
AUGGUAUGUCUAAUCACAGUUUUAGUAAUAUUUUUAAUAUAUACAACAUUAUUCAUCUGGUCAAAACAUCAGGACAAAAAAGAUGUAUCAAGGGGUGAAAUUAUAAUUCUACAUGACAACUAUCCCGGAGAAGAUGAAGUUUAUUUAGUAACGGUUUAUACGGGAGACUUUGCUGAUGCCGGAACUACGGCUAACGUAUGCUUUCAAUUGCACGGAAAUAUUAGUAGCAGUAGAGUCCAUUGGUUAUACAAUUCAAACUGUGACGUUUUACAACGUUUCAAUGAUGAUUGGUUUAUCGUCUUUACACCAAAAAGUCUUGGGGAAUUCAAGUCUAUUCAUAUAUGGCAUGAUAAUUAUGGAAACAAUCCUAACUGGUAUUGCAAACGCAUCGAAGUUACUGAUGUACGGAAAAGGAAAAAGUGGAAUUUUAAUGUGGAAAGAUGGUUUACGAUUUUAAACUCAAUUGAAAAUAUUGAGCACUCUAUUUUCAUAGAAGCAACUAAUAAUUGGCAUAUAAAAGCUAUAGAUGAUGUUAGAUUAACUAUACGUGAAGAAUAUCUAUGGGCAAGUGUAUUUAUACGUCAUCCAAGAUCUUUAAUAACACGGUGUCAAAAAUUGAGCAGAAUAAUAUGUUUACUAUUUAGUGCGAUGGUAAUAAGUAUAUUAUUUUAUGAUUUUGUAGACGAUGAUGAAGAACAUUUUUUGAAAUUUGAAAUAACACUUGCUCAAAUUUAUAUUUCUAUACAAGGCAGUUUAAUACACUUAUUAAUGACAUUUAGCACUACUUAUUGUUUUAAUAAAGGUUCUAACUUCGAAAAAUAUAUUACUGUUCAAGAAGUGAAAAUGAAUUUUGAGAUAAAAAAACCUUGGUGGAGAAAAUUAUUGGCCAAAAUUGUUCCGAAAGAAGUAAUUUAUUUGCCUGCUCAAAUGGAAGAAAAAAAUAAUAAAAACACUGGGAUAAAUUAUUGGCUCUUAGCUGGAUGGACAUUAUGUUUACUUAUCUAUGGUUUAUCAACUUUUUUAAUCAUUACCUUUGGAUUGAAAUUAGGACAAGUAAAAAGCUUACACUGGUUAAUGGCAUUACUAAUAACGGUUCUACAAAAUGCAUUAAUAUCUGAACCUUUACAAAUAAUAAUAUGUAGUUAUAUCAUAUUUAAACUUAAUCAAGGACAGCAUCAUAUAUUAUUAAACAACUAUACAAUUAAUUUGGAUAAUUUCCGUGAAAAUACUAAGAAUCGAUUACAGAAUAUUCAAUUUGUACAAAAUAUACGAGAGCGUAGAAAAAGAUAUGUAUAUAGUCCAAUGACACGAAAAUCUGCUCAAAUUUUACAAGCUAAAUAUAAAGAUAAAUUGCGACAUGCAAGUUUUCAAGAAAAUGUUGCUACAUGUAUACUAUUAAUAUUAAUAUCAUUAUUUUGUAUUAGUGCAUUAUAUUCAUUUAGCAACCCCAAACAUAUUAUACAUGCCAAUAAAAUUAACAAACUAUUUCUCAAAAGCAUAUUACAAACAAAUAUAAUGGAUUUAGAAAUGAUGAAAGCAUUUUUAACUGGAUCAUUUUUAAAUCCUUUUCAUAUCAGAGAAUACUAUAAUGGAAUACCAAUAGUCAAUAAGUCAAUGCCAUAUUUAAGCGAAGAUAAUAUAAGAGGUUGGUGUAGUUUUUAUAACAGUAAAUUAGUGAAUGGUGGUAUCAGAUUAAAACAAAAUAGAAUCACAGAAAAAAACUCAAGAUGGGAAAGUGAUACAGGCAGUUAUAAAGAAGGAUGGAUAAAAAUUACCAAUGUUGAAAAGGUUACAGCUUGGAUAUAUAGAUCUAUACCCGUAAUUAAAUAUUUUGGACUAUGGUUUCCUGAUACCCAAAACUCUGGAUUUAUAUUAGAUCUAACUGGACAACUAUCAGAUUAUAAAAAGAAAAUAAACACUCACUUAGAAAAUGGAUGGUUGGAUAAUAAAACGAGAAUUCUAAUAAUAGAGUUUCAUACUUACACGCCCAGCAUAGAUUGUAUUACAGUGUUCAAAAUAAAAUUCCAAACUUUAUCAGGACUAUUAUAUACAAUACAUAGUGAGGUGUGGACGGUGCCUUCAAGUUCAGCGAUCGUUACAUGGAAUACGUACGUAUUCACGCUGGUGUUCAUGUUAGCGUACGCGUUGACGGCCGUACGACUGAUGGUGUCGUUGAAACACAUGGUGUCCACAAUGUACGACCACGGCGGCGGCGCGUACCGGCUGCUGUGCGCAGCGUACGAGUGCGCGGUGCUGGUGGUCGUCAUGUGCGUGGUGUUCGCAGUGACCGGUCGCUGGAAACUGAUGGAGUUAGCGCACGAGCAGUACGCGUCGGCCCGAGAGAUAGCAGUCGUCAGCAGCAUGACAUACAUGUGUCAGGCCCACGAACACGUAGCCGCGCUGGCGUCCGUCACCGUGGCCAUGGGCCUGUUCCGCACGUUCCAGCUGAUCAUGUACCAGACACGGGUGUCGCACGUGGCGCGGGCGCUGGGCGCGUCUGUGAGACCCACGGCCGCUGUGGCCGCCUACAGUCUGAUCGUCACGUACGGCGCCUGGUCCAGCGUGACCGGCGGCGACGGCUCUGGGUUCUUCAACGCGUUCGUUUUGGCCCGGGCAGGCGGGCGGGACGACCCGUUGCGGACACCAUUGAUGGCCACAGCUGCCUCGGCCGCGGUGUUCUUGCUCUUGAACGCCGCCGUCGUGUCGAUCAUCACCAAACGCUACGUCCUGUCGAAACUUUACACGCGGCAAUGA